AAAUAGCUUCAAGAGAUUUUCCUUUUAAAUUACAGUGGAAGAGAAGCAACGCAUUUUUGAACUUCGGUAAAUUGCCUCCUCUAUCGUUGUGGCGCUGUCUUACGAAGUUGCGUCGUGCGUGCGCGCGCUCAGUCCACACACUCCACGCACGCGAUAUAUAGAACUAGCCUUCUUGCACCAUACACAAGGCAAUAAGCUAGUACUGGUCGCCACACGUGCUUUUUUGGUUAAGAGUUGUACCGUGUGAUAAUUAAAAUAUAUUACAUUUCUGCUUCUGUAUAAACAUUGUGAAUUUUACAACAUGGCCGUACGCGUGCAAUUCGAAAAUAACAACGAGGUCGGUGUGUUCGCCAAAUUAACCAACGCCUAUUGCUUGGUUGCGAUCGGCGGCAGUGAGAAUUUUUACAGUGCAUUCGAGGCCGAGCUGGACGAGGCCAUUCCCGUCAUUCACACCUCCUUGGCCGGUUGCAGGAUAAUCGGACGCAUGUGCGUGGCUAACAAAAAUGGAUUGCUCGUGCCGGACACCACCACAGAUUCAGAGCUGCAGCACAUAAGAAACAGCCUGCCAGAUUCAGUUAAAGUCCGGCGAGUGGAAGAAAGGUUAUCUGCCCUGGGCAAUGUAAUAUCAUGCAAUGACUACGUAGCCUUGGUACAUCCUGAUCUGGAUCCCCAGACAGAAGAAAUCAUCGCUGACACCCUUCAGGUUGAGGUUUUCAAACAGACGAUAGCCAGUAAUGUUCUCGUUGGCUCGUAUUCAGUACUUUCGAAUCAAGGUGGUUUGGUUCACCCUAAAACAUCCAUACAGGAUCAAGAUGAACUCUCGUCGUUGCUUCAAAUUCCAUUGGUUGCUGGCACAGUUAACAGAGGUAGCGAAGUCAUUGGAGGUGGCAUGGUUGUUAACGAUUGGAUUUCUUUCUGUGGUAUGGACACUACAUCAACAGAAAUCUCAGUGAUUGAAAACAUUUUCAAGCUGCAAGACCAAGCCAGUGGACAAGUUACUAGUAUGCGUGCUUCACUCAUUGAAAGCAUGUCGUAAUUGACAUUAUUAUUGAAAACAUAAUCUAAUUUUUGAGAAUGUAUUUUUAUUGAAAAAUAAUUUUUAAAUUUGUAUAAUAAGUUGUACAGUUUUGAUUAUCAUACUUAAUGUUAAUUAAGUAAAUUGAUAUUUGAUAAAUAAAACAAAUUAGACAAGUAA
Molecule: messenger RNA, 1195 nt
Organism: Trichogramma pretiosum
Lineage: Eukaryota; Metazoa; Arthropoda; Insecta; Hymenoptera; Trichogrammatidae
Product: eukaryotic translation initiation factor 6-like
Exons: 1
Coding region: 302-1036 (244 amino acids)
Biological process (GO): assembly of large subunit precursor of preribosome; cytosolic ribosome assembly; ribosomal subunit export from nucleus
Cellular component (GO): preribosome, large subunit precursor; cytosol; nucleolus
Molecular function (GO): ribosomal large subunit binding
Source: RefSeq, a predicted model, not a curated record